Molecule: messenger RNA, 2123 nt
Organism: Protopterus annectens (West African lungfish)
Lineage: Eukaryota; Metazoa; Chordata; Ceratodontiformes; Protopteridae
Gene: GJA10
Product: gap junction protein alpha 10
Exons: 3
Coding region: 63-1730 (555 amino acids)
Biological process (GO): cell communication
Cellular component (GO): connexin complex
Source: RefSeq, a predicted model, not a curated record
UUAGCACAAGAUUAUUACAGUUAAUUGGAAUCGACUUCUAAUGUUGCACUUACGUUGCACCAAUGAUGGGAGAUUGGAAUUUGCUGGGCAGCAUCCUAGAAGAAGUCCACAUCCACUCUACCAUAGUGGGAAAGAUUUGGCUAACAAUCUUAUUUAUCUUCAGGAUGCUGAUCUUAGGAGUAGCUGCUGAAGAGGUCUGGGAUGAUGAACAGCUCGAAUUUAUCUGCAACACCGAUCAACCUGGCUGCAAGAACGUAUGUUAUGACAAAGCUUUCCCCAUCUCUCUAAUACGAUACUGGGUGCUGCAGACUAUUUUUGUGUCUUCUCCAUCACUUGUGUACAUGGGCCAUGCACUUUAUCGAUUGAGGGCUCUAGAGAAGGACAGACAAAGAACAAAAACUCAGCUGAAAGCUGCCCUGGAAGACAAUGAACGCAUGACAGAGGAACAAAGGAGAAUAGAAAGAGAACUAAGAAAGUUAGAGGAACAAAAAAAGCUGAACAAAGCUCCUCUGAGAGGGUCUCUUUUAGGCACCUAUGUGCUGCAUAUCUUAACAAGGUCUGUAGUGGAAAUAAGUUUCAUGGUGGGUCAAUUUUUCUUGUACGGAUUUCAACUGGACCCUCUUUAUAAAUGUACACGGCUGCCAUGCCCAAACACAGUAGACUGCUUCAUAUCGAGACCAACUGAAAAGACUAUAUUUAUGGUGUUCAUGCUUAGCAUUGCUGCCAUCUCAUUGUUGCUGAAUAUUUUAGAAAUCUUCCACUUGGGUAUUAAAAAGCUUAAGCAAGGUAUUUAUGGAAUAUCCAGAGGAUCUGAUAUGGGAGAAGAAGUUGAUGUCUACAAGUCAAAGAAGGCAUCCGUUCUGCAACAGGUCUGUAGUAAGGCUAAUUCAUCACCUCAUAAAAUCGUGCCCUUGUCCCAAAGUGGUUACAAAUUAUUGUCUGAGCAAGGUAUUGACACAACCCUCCCUGCUUACUUGGCACCGACAGCACGCUUUAAGAUGACACAGGAAAAAGGAAAAAAACAAAAAGAGCAAGAGCUGAGCAGCCGUAGCAACCACUGUGAAUCUAUUGGUAGCAAGCAGUACAAUGGGCAGAAUCAUGUGGGUUAUAAGAUGGAACAAAAUCAUUUAUCGUACGAGCGCAAAGAAUCGCAGAGGCAAUGGCUUUACGACAAUCAAGGCAGUCAGCACCAUGGACAGUUCAAAGACAAGAAUCACUUUCAGGACUUGGGACAACGACUAGAUCGAUCUAUUUGUCCCGGACAGAAGAUACAGGAAGAUGGGGAUCCUUCCUCCAGCAGCGAUGACUCCCACACCAGACCCCGCCCAAAUGGACUGGGUCCCAGAAAUGGCCAGAGGAGUGACUUCACCUUAAAUCAACCCAAGUCUAGCUGUUCUCACCCUACAUUGUUUCAUUCCAGCCAAACUGAAAUUACUGCAGGUGUUCGCAAGCACAGCAGAGUAAGCGUUUGCAGUGACCAUUGUGAUAACAGAAUCGAGUCUCCAGACAUUGGGCAUAUUCAAGGCAGGCGAAAAUCCAGCUUCAUGUCUAGAGUAGUAUCUGAAAGCAAACUAACCAGUAAAUGUGGGAGCUCAAGUUCCAGCAGUAGUUCUGAGUCGGAAUCUAAACAACAUUCAGAGACACCCCUUACACCUCCUCCACACCAUCUGUCGGGACGGAAGAUGUCAAUAGUCUGGUUUGGGACAUCAGGUUUGGGCCUGACAUCGUAAACGUCACUGAAAGACAAAGCUCUUAGAGGUUCUUACCUUCAUGAAAUAGUGAAUGGACAUAUAAAAACAGUGUUCUCAACUAAGUGGGAUAAAGAGAUCUCCAUGCAGACAACGAAGAUGAGGAAAACUGUAUUUUGAUUUUGAUUAAAUACAAAUAUGUCCAUGUCCCAGAGCAUAUGAAAUCUAAGGUUUAAGAUGUAGAAAAACGUAAUGAUCGUACCUUAUAUCAAAGUGUCGUUAAUCGUGUGCAGUAACUAAGGUCUUCCACAUUUAAAUGUGCUAGUUAAUAUAAAUAGCUGUACAUGAACAACAACAAAAGUAACAUUAUCUCCCAGGCAGUAUAUCUAAGACUGUAUUUGAUAAUAUGAUACAAUAAAAAAGCUUUUUGAUUUU